UCGCUUGGUACAAACCCUUGUUCUUGCUGCUCAAAGUCUCUCUCUCUCUCAAAAACCCACAAAUUGAGUUCAGAAGUCACUCAGCACCAUGGAUCUUCAUACCACCUGAUAUUCAAGGCAUCUAGGGUAAACCCAUUUCACCAAAUUGUCUCAAACUUUCAAAAUACCCACAAAGUCUUCACCGGUAGCAGCAAAACAUCGAACUCAACCCUAAUUUCAACUGCAGCAACCAUUAAUUCUUCCCUAUUCUUCAUCAUGAACUCUGAGUCACCCAUCAAUAUCCUUUAAUUCUUCAAUUUCACCAGAAAUUUCAAAACCCUUGUUUAAUUUCUCCAUUAUCAUUAUCACCCAAAUCUUAAUUCAGUCCCGAUUAAGAACAAAAACCCUAGCCUUUUCAUAAUUUAGACUCGAUUCUUCUUCUUCAUUCAGAGGUAUGGAAGAGGAGGUUGUGAAUUUGCUUAUGGCACCACUCACAUUACAUCUAGAUCAGGGAUCUCUCAGAGAUGGUGUUUUUUAUGAGUAUCCAGGAUUAUUAGGAUUAACUAAAGUUGUUGGAUGGGAUGUUCCUGAUGAAUUAGUUGAUAAAUAUAUUCCUCUAGAAUUUUUAGAAGGUGCUGAAUAUAAUCAUAUUCCCAACUACAUUGGGAAGGUAAAAUAUAGUAACAAAUGGUAUCACCUUUUUCAUGGCUAUCACCAUCUUCUAAAUAACUUACCAGAGAAAUUCAAGAAUUGGGUGCUGUAUGAGUAUAAUUUGGAAGGUGGUUUCUAUCCUUACCAAAUAGAUGACUUGAUGAAACUCAUUAUAAGAUCAGGUGCAGAAGCUUUGGAAGAGUUGAGGGAGAGAGGUGUAUCCCAUGGUUCUGUUAAAGAACGCAACAUUGUAUUCAUACUUAAUCAUGCACAUAGAAUAUCUUCAGUGAAGUUGAUGGGAUUUACUUACAAUCAGCAUAAAUCAAAGUGGAAGCAAGAUUUCUAUGAUUUUGGGAUAGUGAUCAAGAGUCUUCUUGGACCUUAUGAUAACUUUCCUGAGGCGUUAGAUUUUGUCGCCAGAUUUGACGGAUCGCACAGGAAUACAAAAUUGAUGCAAGCAUUCAAGAAGGAUCCAAGAUCUGUUGAACGGCAUCUAAUCUGCUGGAUUGCUGAAAAGGGUCUGAGUUUCUUAAUCAGACUUGCUGAUUGGAUGGAUGGUUAUAGAUCAAAAUCUCUUGAUAAAGUGAAUUAUAAAAUGAGUUAUAGUGAUCAUAUGUUAUAUGAUGCCAUUCAGCAAAUAGACACUGUUGAUUGGAAACGAGGCUUGCCAGCUUAUAUUAUGAAGACCCUUCCUUACACCGAAUUCAACUCAUCUGAAGAAUUUCUCAAAUUUGGAAGAAAUCACCACCUACACAGUGCCAGCGAUCCUGGAGCUUUUCAGAAGUUUUUUAAAGUUACGCCAGAGGGUUACUACAAGGUGUUUAAAGCUCAAAAUCCCGAGUUUAUGAUGGACUGUUAUAAUGCGGUGGAAGAGUUUUUUGAGGGAGAUAGUGGUGUUGUUGAACCGGAAUGGUUCGAUCACUUUUUAAUCUCCCCAAGUCACUUAUGGUAGAAGUAUAGAGAAGAAGAAAUAGAAGCAACAAAGAUUGAGUAUGUACUGAGUGGUUCACUUUUGGGUUUCUAGUGGAGUAAUGGGUCUGGUGUUCAGAUGGGGUAUGUAUGGAAGAUUCAUUGCUUUUGGAUCGAAAUAAUCUUGUCUUGGUAGUCUUAUCGUUCGAGCUCCACUUGGAUUUUGUCUCAUGAUCGGAGAGAGGGUGAAGAUGCUUUCCCUGUCAAGGUUUCUUUUCCUCUUGAUCGAUAUGAGAGGGUAUAUGCCAGGCGCACCGAUGAUUUCUUUUAUCUCAGACUAUUUACUACAUAGUGUAUUUCCCUUAUUUUCUUAGUUAAAACUCUAGUAUACGUGGAAAGUGUUUGUAAUGAUGUGAU
Messenger RNA from Papaver somniferum (opium poppy), 1956 nucleotides. RefSeq lists its product as uncharacterized. The transcript is spliced from 5 exons. Lineage: Eukaryota; Viridiplantae; Streptophyta; Magnoliopsida; Ranunculales; Papaveraceae. Gene Ontology annotation, biological process: mRNA processing. The record is from RefSeq and is a predicted model, not a curated record. The coding region runs from base 434 to 1582 and encodes 382 amino acids. Gene Ontology annotation, molecular function: RNA nuclease activity.